GCCUAUUGGAAUGAAUGACACUGUGUUGUUUUUACGGCAACAGCAGGGAUUGACUAGUGAUGUAAAUGGGUGGGAUUGGGCAGCCAGGAGGAAUAGCAACAUUUUUUUAUAUUUUUCAACUGUAUCAUAUGGCUAGCUAUGUUGGACGAGAAAGUGAGACAUAGCGAGUCAAGAAAGUUAUAAAGAAUGGGCGGCGAAGAGGAUACUGAUGACCAGUGCAGUUGGACCAGUGCAUUGAGUCACAAUCUCAACGAUGACAUGUCUGGACUGAAAACGUACUUAGCAGGAAAGGUGCCUAGCAGAGAGGAUAUCAGGGCACGUGUCCAGCAGUUUGUUGAGGAGAGGAUGCAGACUACCAUGUUGACUGGCGUGCUGAUCGGGGCUGUGGUGGCAGUUUCUCUAAUUGGCAUCGUGGUGCUCUUCCUCUAUAGAAGAUACAAGCUGGCCAGUGGACAGCAGGCUGUUCCCCGCUAUCGCUUCAGGAAGAGAGACAAGGUGCUCUUCUACGGCAGGAAGAUUAUGAGGAAGGUCCAGACCCUUUCCUCCCCUCCAUCUUCUACCUCGGUGUCCAAGCUGCGCCCUCGGAAGAGACCCAAAGUCCUGAGUAUAGCUCGCAGGAUCCUGCGUAUCCGUAAGGAGCCCCCUACUCUGCAGCCCAAGGAACCCCCUCCCUCCCUGCUGGAGGCGGACCUGACUGAGUUUGAUGUUCAGAACUCCAACCUGCCCUCAGAGGUCCUCUACAUGCUCAAAAACGUCAGGGUGCUGGGCCACUUUGAAAAGCCUCUGUUCCUGGAGCUGUGUCGUCACAUGGUCUUUGUGGAGCUGCAGGAGGGGGAGGGGCUGUUCCGGCCGGGCGACGACGACGACAGCAUUUACGUUGUCCAGGAUGGACGUCUGGAACUCUGCAUCCACGAGAACGAUGGCACAGAGCCGGUUGUGAAGGACGUGCUCCCGGGGGACAGUGUCCACAGCCUGCUCAGUAUUCUAGACAUCAUCACCGGUUACCCCGCCCCCUAUAAGACUGUGUCAGCGCGGGCUGCGUCUCGCUCCACAAUCCUGCGUCUGCCCGCCUCAGCCUUCCAGUCUGUGUUUGAGAAGUACCCCGAGACUCUGGUGCGCGUCAUUCAGAUAAUCAUGGUGCGACUCCAGAGAGUGACUUUCCUGGCGUUACAUAACUACCUGGGCCUAACCACAGAGCUCUUCAACCCGGAGCGUCAGGCGGUCCCCUUGGUGGCGGUUGCUGGGGUGAUGGAAGGGAGUCCGGGCAGGAUCCCACGCAGACCCCACUUUCAGGAGGACCCGGUCUUCGCCCCCGUCCCCACACCUGCACUCGUAGAAACCUCCUCGGACACAGACGCCGGGAAAGAUAGCCCCUCCAACGCCUUUAGGAAGACUCGCUCUAUCUCUAUGCCCACUGACGGUACAGGGGUGACGGGGAUCGACCUGAACAUGGCGUACGAGCGAGCCAGAGUCACCAUAGACGAGCGCCCCUCCAGCCCUGUCAUUUACAAGUCCAUCCUGAAGAAGAGUGUGACCAUGCAGCAUACGCCCUCUGCCGUGUUCCACUACACGGACAGCGGGGGGCGCUCUGACACCGUCCACCCCAGCAAGGUCAGCUCCAUCUUUCAGGCUGCCAAGAAAGACCUGCUGGGCAUCAUCCAGCUGCAGGACCCUGGUCUGUUGGAGGGCAGGGUGACUCUGCACCAGGUCAAAGCAGGCUCUGUGGUGGCCAGACAGGGAGAUCAGGAGGUGAGUGUGCAGUUUGUGAUCUUGGGUGUGCUGCAUGUGUACCAGCGGAUGAUCGACCGCGAGGAGGACACAUGUCUGUUUGUGACCCACCCCGGGGAGCUGGUGGGCCAGCUGGCUGUACUGACUGGCGAGCCACUCAUCUUCACUGUCCGAGCCCACCGAGACUGCAGCUUCCUCUCCAUUUCCAAGACCCACUUCUACGAGAUCAUGCGUGCAGAACCCACAGUGGUGCUGAACGUAGCUCACACGGUCGUUCGGAGGAUGUCUUCCUUCGUCAGGCAGAUAGACUUUGCUCUGGACUGGAUGGCUGUGGAGGCCGGCCGGGCAGUCUACAGACAGGGGGAUAAGUCAGACAGCACCUUCAUAGUUCUGAGUGGCCGUCUGCGCUCCGUCAUCAUGAAGGAGGAUGGCAAGAAGGAGCUGACCGGAGAGUACGGCCGCGGUGACCUCAUCGGCGUGGUGGAGGCCCUGACCCAUCAGAACAGAGCGACCACGGUGCAUGCAGUACGUGACUCAGAGCUGGCCAAACUACCAGAGGGAGCACUCAGCUACAUUAAGAGGAAGUUCCCACAGGUAGUCACGAGGUUGAUCCACCUUCUUGGCCAGAAGAUCCUUCAGCAGGUCAAUGGCCCUCUGACCGCUCGGAGCCUGGCCCUACACACCCCAGGCAGUAAGUGGGAUGCAGGGAACCCGGCGUCCAACCUGUCCACUGUCACCGUGCUGCCUGUGUCUGAGGAGGUACCUCUCACAGCCUUCACACUGGAGCUGCAGCAUGCACUCAUCGCCAUUGGCCCCACACUUCUACUGACCAGCGACAGCAUCAAGCAGCGCCUGGGAGCGGCCGCACUGGACAGUGUUCAUGAGUAUCGUCUGUCCAGUUGGCUGGGCCAGCAGGAGGACAUCCACCGCAUCGUGCUCUACCAGACAGACUACACCCUGACCCCCUGGACCCAGCGAUGUAUCCGCCAGGCUGACUGCAUCAUUAUUGUGGGACUGGGGGAGCAAGACCCCGCUGUGGGGGAGUUGGAGCGGAUGCUGGAGGGCAGUGCGGUGAGGGCCCAGAAGCAGCUGGUGUUGUUACACAGGGAGGACGGCCCCCCGCCCCAGGGCACUGUGGAGUGGCUCAACAUGAGGAGCUGGAUCUCCAGACACCUGCACCUCUCCUGCCCACGCAGGGUCUUCUCCAAGAGAAGCCUGCCUAAACUGAUUGAGAUGUAUCAGCGUGUGUUCCAGAAGCCGGCUGACCGCCACUCAGACUUCUCCCGCCUGGCCAGGGUCCUGACCGGGAACGCCAUCGCCCUCAUACUGGGGGGAGGAGGGGCCAGGGGCUGUUCUCAGGUGGGUAUCAUGCAUGCUCUGAGUGAGGCAGGGAUCCCCGUGGACCUGGUGGGAGGUGUCUCCAUCGGCUCCCUGAUGGGGGCGCUGUACGCAGAGGACCGCAGUCACUGCCGCAUGAGGAUGAGGGCACGAGAGUGGGCUAUGGGAAUGACGUUGGUGUUCAAGAAGGUGUUGGACCUGACCUACCCCAUCACUUCUAUGUUCUCUGGCGCUGCCUUCAACUCCAGCAUUUACACGGUGUUCAAGGGCAAGCAGAUAGAGGAUCUGUGGAUCCCCUAUUUCAACAUCACCACUGACAUCACUGCCUCCACCAUGAGAGUGCACACUGACGGCUCUCUGUGGAGGUAUGUGCGUGCCAGCAUGUCUCUCUCUGGCUACCUGCCCCCUCUAUGUGACCCUAAAGACGGACACCUACUGAUGGACGGAGGCUAUAUCAACAACCUACCAGCGGACGUGGCUCGCUCCAUGGGUGCCAAGGUGGUGAUCGCCAUAGACGUGGGCAGCCAGGACGAGACCAACCUCACCAACUACGGCGACUCGCUCUCCGGCUGGUGGCUGCUAUGGAAACGCCUCAACCCACUGGCAGAGAAAGUCAAGGUGUUGAACAUGGCAGAGAUUCAGACGCGGCUGGCAUACGUGUGCUGUGUGCGUCAGCUGGAGUCGGUGAAGAGCAGUGACUACUGCGAGUACAUCAGGCCUCCCAUAGACCGCUACCGCACACUGGAGUUUGGCAAGUUUGACGAGAUUGCUGAGGUGGGCUACCAGCACGGCAAGACGGUGUUUGACGUGUGGAGCCGCAGUGGAGUGGUGGAGAAGAUGCUGAAGGACCGCCACCAGGAAGAGUUUCACAACACACACAGCAACAACAACGGACCUGUGACCUGUCCCAAUGCGUCCUUCACUGACCUGGCAGAGAUCGUGUCCCGCAUCGAGCUGGCCAAACCAGCUCUGGUCGACGAGGAGUCCGACUACCCCACAGACUAUGAGGAGGAGGCAGUAGAGAGUGCCUACUCAGACUUUGAGCUGUCCAAUCACUACAGCGAACACACCACUGAGGGGGAGGAGACUGCGGACACGGAUGAAGAGCUGCUGGACAUGGGGAGAAGGCGUCGCCCUCCUCCCCCGGGCUCUAGCGACGUGAGCCCCCUCUCCUCCCCCCACCCCGCGCUUACAGCCCCACCCCUUGGACGAAACUGAGGAGAAGCCCACCGCUGAGCAAAGACCAUGCCAAGAGUCACUGAACCCAAAGUCUGGAAGCUCAAGGAACUGACUCUUUGGCUGUCUGUUCCUCCAGCACUAGUGCUAACACAGUGCCUUACAGACCCACAACAAAUACAGGACCAACUAUUUUUAACAGUCAAUGCAUAAUCAUAUUCCUGUCUGAGUCUGUCUGACUAGCCACCUGGAGAUGGUGGAGGUUGUUUCACUAUUUGUGUCCCGUGUUCUUCCCUCUUAAUAUAAAUCAUUCUAGUUUAAUGGGACACAAGCUGGGCGGUGGUAAAGAUGUGGCGAUCUCUUCUGAAAUGGCUGCCUACUGAUGUUUGGAGCUCACACCUUCUGUACGCCUCCCGUCAGCCUCAGUGUCUGAGGUCCUAGAUUGCGAUGAAACGAGAAAGGAGGAGACAUCCUUUCCGGUCGCGGGUAUGGGCGCAGUUCGGCGGCAAUUGGACAUGCACAGUGUGACGGGAAUGGACACACAGAUGAAGCACCGGUAGCAUCAGUUUAUUCUUCUCCUCUGUUUUCUGGCUUCAAUCAAUUAGAUGAAGGGGUGGUUAAAUGCAAACUACACUGUUAAUGCUAUAUAGCAUUUAUAUAUGUACAGGCACAUCCAAGACAGCUGGACAAUUCACCAGUGUAACACACAGUUGAUUUGCCUAGUGAAUUAUUAACCUUUGCUUACUUCUACAGCUAACUUUAUAGAUGUACUGGCACAACAUUAAGCAAAUCAAUGCAAUGUAUUAUUAUUUUUUUUACGUGUCUUUAUCUGUGCAGUGCCUUUAACCCAGCUGAUACUGACGCUAGAACCACCGGUUGCCUUUCAUUGUGUUGUAGAUCUUGGAAAGUCCCUUUUGGUGCAGUCCCCUGAGGUUGUAAGGCUGCGUCCUAAAUGGCACCCUAUUCCUUUUACAGUGUACUACUUUAGACCAGGACCCGUAGGGCUCGGAUCAGAGGUAAUGCGUUAUAUAGGGGAUAGGAUGCCACUUGGGAGUCAACCAGUCUAAAUGCAGAAGAGACACUGUGUGUCAGUGUAUGUGUGUGUGUGAGAGCAUGUCAGUAACAGGAGGCUGUUUAUAAAAUGCAUGCAUAUGUUCAGUGAAUGGAACGAAGCUUUUUGUGAACCCUUACUGAACUAAACUGGCCAACUUGACCUUUUAACACAUUUCAAGCUAUUUAAUUGUGCCUUUGGUGACUGACAAUCACAUGCUGAUUAGUUAAACUUGAAUGUUGGGCACAGUUUGCCAAUGACCCUGUAAAACAAUGAAGGACUCGUGUACUAUUUAGGCGUUGCUUGUGUGUGAAUGUUAUUUGUACCACAUAAUUGAUGUUUUUGAUAAUCCAUUGUAUAACACUACUCACUAAUAAUAAACACUAUUGGUUAGCAGAGUCUCUUUA
Messenger RNA from Salvelinus fontinalis (brook trout), 5700 nucleotides. RefSeq names its product patatin-like phospholipase domain-containing protein 7. Bases 187 to 4284 code for a protein of 1365 amino acids. The record is from RefSeq and is a predicted model, not a curated record. The transcript has 35 exons. NCBI's taxonomy places the organism in Eukaryota, Metazoa, Chordata, Actinopteri, Salmoniformes, Salmonidae. Gene Ontology annotation, cellular component: endoplasmic reticulum. Gene Ontology annotation, molecular function: phosphatidylcholine lysophospholipase A1 activity. Gene Ontology annotation, biological process: lipid metabolic process.